AUGAUUCUGUGUUUGCAGUUGCUCACAACCAAAAGCCUAAUAUCAGUGACACGAUGGCCGAUGCGAUACGCGAACCGAGCCUGCCCUAUUGGAUACGCGCAAUGGAGCUCUGGAUGGAUAAACUUGAUGGCAAAACAGUAGGCGAAACAGGCUGCGCAGUUGUGGUCACUCCGCUCAUCCACCGGGUUGUUCGGUGCUUGCGGAGCUAUUACCAGGAGAGAGCGCGGGCGAUGGGCGUGACCGACAUCAACGAGCUGUACAGUGUCUUCUUUCGGCGCUUCCCUUGGGCGACCAAGGAGUACUUCAACUCGCUUGACACCCACUGGUGCCACGUUGAGGACUGCGGUUUCCCUCAGCCCCCGAGCCCGGCGUGGCCGUGUGGCCUGCCGCCUGUCUUCGUCAGCAUGCACAUCCCCUCGCACAUGAUGGACAUGACAAGUGCUGCGCUGAUGCGCUGUGAGGAAGAACGAGCCGCUGCGGAGCGGCGGAAGCAACUGGAGGCUGAGGAGCGCCGUCAGGCUGCGGCUGCGGCCUGGGAUGCUAAGCGUGAGAAGGAGGCUGCUGACGACCGAUGGGAGGCUGCGGUGCUAGCGGCAUUGCCACCCGUGCACGUCGCAGAGCAGCUUCGGAUGGCAGCCAGGGCACGCAGGGAGGCAGAGCAGAGUGCUGAGUCCGCUGAUGAAGUUGGCGCGUGGAAGAUGUUCGAUUUAAACCAGCAGUACGAGUGCAGUGCGCAGGGGCAGGUGCGGCGUGUUGGUGAGAAGGAGCCGAUGCAGGGCACGGAGGUGAAGGGCGAGAUCAUGUUGACGCUUUCUAGCGACAACAAAAAGAAGAUCAGCGUGAGGAGGGCCAACAUCAUUGCAUGGUGCUGGGCUAAGGAUGGCAAAAAGCUUGCGCUUGGGCCUGGCGGUGCUGUGAAGUGCGCGGAUGGUAAAAUGUCGAAGUACAAAGUCUACCACCAGAAGGACACAAAGAACGACUGCGCACGUAACUUGCUGAUCCUAACAAAGCAAGAGGCCCGGCGCCGCGGCCUUGACUGAUGCUCUGACGCGUGUAAAGGCCGGAGGGGCUUGGCACAGCCACGGCGAGGUGUGUGGGUGCAUGUGACACGAACAUAACUGGUUAGGCGUGUGGAGUGCCACGCAGCUUGCGGCUACGAGGUUUGACGGAUGCUCUGACACGUGUGAAGGCCGGUGGGGCCUGGCGCAGCCGCGGCGAGGUGUGUGGGUGCAUGUGACACGAACAUAACUGGCUGGGCGUAUGAAGUUCCGCGCAGCUUGCGGCUAUGAGGUUUGACGGAUGCUCUGACACGUGUGAAGGCCGGUGGGGCCUGGCGCAGCCGCGGCGAGGUGUGUGGGUGCAUGUGACACGAACAUAACUGGUUGGGCGUGUGGAGUGCCGCGCAGCUUGCGGCUACGAGGUUUGACGGAUGCUCUGACACGUGUGAAGGCCGGUGGGGCCUGGCGCAGCCACGGCGAGGUGUGUGGGUGCAUGUGACACAAACAUAACUGGUUGGGCGUGUGGAGUGCCGCGCAGCUUGCGGCUACGAGGUUUGACGGAUGCUCUGACGCAUGUGAAGGCCGGUGGGGCCUUGCGCAGCCGCGGCGAGGUGUGUGGGUGCAUGUGACACGAACAUAACUGGCUGGGCGUGUGGAGUUCCGCGCAGCUUGCGGCUACGAGGUUUGACGGAUGCUCUGACACGUGUGAAGGCCGGUGGGGCCUGGCGCAGCCGCGGCGAGGUGUGUGGGUGCAUGUGACACGAACAUAACUGGCUGGGCGUGUGGAGUUCCGCGGAGCUUGCGGCUACGAGGUUUGACGGAUGCUCUGACGCGUGUGAAGGCCGGUGGGGCUUGGCGCAGCCGCGGCGAGGUGUGUGGGUGCAUGUGACACGAACAUAACUGGUUGGGCGUGUGGAGUGCCGCGCAGCUUGCGGCUACGAGGUUUGACGGAUGCUCUGACGCGUGUGAUGGCCGGUGGGGCUUGGCGCAGCCACGGCGAGGUGUGUGGGUGCAUGUGACACGAACAUAACUGGUUGGGCGUGUGGAGUGCCACGCAGCUUGCGGCUACGAGGUUUGACGGAUGCUCUGAUGCGUGCGAAGGCCGGUGGGGCCUGGCGCAGCCGCGGCGAGGUGUGUGGGUGCAUGUGACACGAACAUAACUGGCUGGGCGUGUGGAGUUCCGCGCAGCUUGCGGCUACGAGGUUUGACGGAUGCUCUGACGCGUGUGAAGGCCGGUGGGGCUUGGCGCAGCCGCGGCGAGGUGUGUGGGUGCAUGUGACACAAACAUAACUGGUUGGGCGUGUGGAGUGCCGCGCAGCUUGCGGCUACGAGGUUUGACGGAUGCUCUGAUGCGUGUAAAGGCCGGUGGGGCUUGGCGCAGCCGCGGCGAGGUGUGUGGGUGCAUGUGACACAAACAUAACUGGUUGGGCGUGUGGAGUGCCGCGCAGCUUGCGGCUACGAGGUUUGACGGAUGCUCUGAUGCGUGCGAAGGCCGGUGGGGCCUGGCGCAGCCGCGGCGAGGUGUGUGGGUGCAUGUGACACGAACAUAACUGGUUAGGCGUGUGGAGUGCCGCGCAGCUUGCGGCUACGAGGUUUGACGGAUGCUCUGAUGCGUGUGAAGACUGACAAGCCGCGGCGUGUUCAUGUAAUAUACUGUGAAA
Molecule: messenger RNA, 2659 nt
Organism: Chlamydomonas reinhardtii
Lineage: Eukaryota; Viridiplantae; Chlorophyta; Chlorophyceae; Chlamydomonadales; Chlamydomonadaceae
Exons: 2
Coding region: 450-1040 (196 amino acids)
Source: RefSeq, a predicted model, not a curated record